AAACUACAAACACUGAACCAAUAAACAACACUCUCUAAACCCCAUGGCUUCUUCAUGCAUAAUCACCGUAACCGUUUUCAUCGCUACCGUCAUAAUUGCCGUGAACGGUUGUUCUCCGUCAGACAGGACAGCACUGUUAUCCUUCAAAGCGGCACUCAAGGAGCCUUACCACGGCAUCUUCAACUCAUGGUCCGGCGAAAAUUGUUGCGUCAACUGGUACGGCGUUAGCUGCGACUCCACCACCGGCCGUGUCACUGACAUCAACCUCCGCGGCGAGUCAGAGGAUCCAAUGUUCGUGAAAUCCGGCCGUUCAGGCUACAUGACAGGGAAUAUCUCACCUGAGAUCUGCAAGAUCGAUCGUCUCACUACUCUCGUUGUCGCCGACUGGAAAGCCAUCACCGGAGAGAUUCCUCAGUGUGUCACUUCUCUCUCUAACCUUCGAAUCCUUGACGUGAUUGGAAACAAACUCACCGGAAAAAUUCCUUCCAACAUCGGAAACUUACAACGCCUUACUGUUCUUAACCUCGCCGAUAACUCAUUCUCCGGCGAGAUUCCGUCCUCGAUCGUCGACCUUGCUUCUCUGAAACACCUCGACUUAAGCAACAACGCUCUCACCGGUUCAGUUCCCGCUAAUUUUGGAAAACUCCAAAUGCUAAGCCGCGCGUUGAUGAACCGGAACCAACUCACCGGUUCAAUUCCGGUUUCGAUUUCAAAAAUUUACCGGCUCGCUGAUUUGGAUUUGUCAAUGAACCGGUUAACCGGUUCAGUUCCUUCUGAACUCGGCAAAAUGCCGGUUCUUUCAACUUUAAAUCUGGAUAGUAACUUACUCUCGGGUCAAAUACCUUCUAGCUUGUUAAGUAACUCGGGUUUGGGUAUAGUGAAUCUAAGUCAUAACGGGUUUUCGGGUACCAUACCCGAUGUUUUUUGCCCGAAAUCGUAUUUCAUGGUUUUGGAUAUGUCUUUUAACAAUUUGAACGGGCGGGUACCCGGUUCGUUAUCAUCGUCGAAAUAUAUCGGGCAUUUGGAUCUUAGCCAUAACCAUUUGUGUGGACCUAUACCAUUGGGUUUAGGUUCAACUUUUGAUCAUCUUGAAGCGUCGUCGUUUAAUAACAAUGACUGUUUGUGUGGAAACCCUUUGAAGACUUGUUAAUAAUGUGGGUUAAACGGUGACCCGAAAUAAGUGAAUUACCCUAUUCGUAAUGAUAUACUACAACUCUAGAAGCUAUUAUGAAGUAAUGAAGAUAAAGUGUGAAUUUUUUUUAUAUGUAAAAGUUUUUGCUUUAUGAAGUAAUGUAAUAUGAUAUAUUGUAGUGGUAAAGUUGAAAUGGAAAAAUAUAAGUUUGUUGAAAGGAGCUUAUGCAUUUGAAUUUGAAUGCUAGUGCAUAGGCUAAAUUGAAUCUACAUGAAUGUUUCUUUUAUGCAUGUGAGCUUUCUAUCCCAAUGUAAUAAAAGAUUUGGAUAGUGAUCCCACUAUUACUCUACCACAUCAAUUCUAAUUGUUUGAUAUAUAAAUAUAUUAUCACUUCAUGGUUUAA
Molecule: messenger RNA, 1535 nt
Organism: Lathyrus oleraceus (garden pea)
Lineage: Eukaryota; Viridiplantae; Streptophyta; Magnoliopsida; Fabales; Fabaceae
Product: DNA damage-repair/toleration protein DRT100
Exons: 1
Coding region: 44-1150 (368 amino acids)
Molecular function (GO): protein binding
Source: RefSeq, a predicted model, not a curated record